This is a messenger RNA of Penicillium digitatum Pd1, 534 nucleotides long. NCBI's taxonomy places the organism in Eukaryota, Fungi, Ascomycota, Eurotiomycetes, Eurotiales, Aspergillaceae. The record is from RefSeq and is a predicted model, not a curated record.
AUGGCUUCAUCAAUCUCCUCCCAGAAAUCUCGGUCUCGGCUCAUCCCAUACAAGCGCGCUCUUCUACCCCCACGAACCAAAAAGCCAGGCCCCAAGGCAUACAAAGUCCUCAAUCCUAGCGCCAUCCCCGCAGAGACGAGCAUCAAAAAAUCAUACGAAGAGGUCAAUCAAGAGAGAAACAAGUCCACGAGCUUAAGUGGGCAUAGCAAAAAUAUCUUUGAAGACAAAGAAGAAUACGAGCCCCAGACCCCGUGCUUUCAAGUUUCAUUCUCGAUGCCGCCACAGCCCUUCCUCGAUCCACCGACCUGGGAAGCGAUGCUCAAACACAGCCGCGAGAGAUUAGCAAUCCAAUCAUUAAAAGACGAAUCAGGCUCAGGUAUUGAUCGGGAAGAUGAAUCGGUAGAACGGACGAGACGGCGAGUGGAACGCGAGAUGGAGUAUGGGUCUAUGGCAAUCCGGGGCCGGUCGAGUGUACGUGGACGUGGGAAGGGGGGAAGGGGGAGAGACAAUGUCUACUGGGGUGGUAGAUAUUGA